Messenger RNA from Paramecium sonneborni, 1005 nucleotides. NCBI's taxonomy places the organism in Eukaryota, Ciliophora, Oligohymenophorea, Peniculida, Parameciidae. The record is from the annotation of a GenBank genome assembly.
AUGCAAUAAACGACAGGAAAAUUUAUGGAGUUUAUUAAUAGUUAAGAUAAACUAAGAAUAAAUGAGUUAAAACAUAUAGAGUAGGAAUAAUACUAUAUUAAUUAAUUGAAAGAGCAAAGAGAGAGGGUAUAAUUAUAUUGAAAUAGAGUAAAGAUGGAAGUAUUAAAAGUGGAAUUUUUAAAGAAGGAUUUAGCGAUUGGAGAAUUGUAGAUUCAAAAUUAAAAUUUGACAGAAGAUAUUACCCAGUUAAGAGUUGCUUUUUAAGAACAAAUGAAAUAUCAGGAAAAAGAGAUUCAGAGAUCGAAGAAAUAGAUUUAAGAAAGGGAUGAUUUAUUGAGAGAUUUAUAAGAGCUAGGUGAUUUGGUUUUACAUUUAAGAAAGGAUAAUGAAAAUUUGAAUGUAAAAGAAAAUUAUAAAUUUAGUCGUUACAUUUAGAAAAAUAGAGUGAAUAAGAAGAAUAGAAAAUGAAAUGGGAGAUUGAUAGCAAGCAAUUGAAAGGUGAAAUUUAAAAGCUAGAUAAUUUAUUAUUUGCUAUGGAACCAAUAAAGAUGGAGAAUAAGAAAUUGAAGGAAGAGAUGAAGAAUUAUAAAAGUGAGAGAAAGAAAAUUUAAAGUGAAAUGAGAUUGAGCAGAAUAGAAAUAAAUAAGUAAUUAGAGGAAUUAAAGCAAGUGAUAUAGGAUUAAUAGUAAAAGAUAGUUAAAUUAUAAUAAUUCAAGGAAAGUCAUUACAAGAGGAGAUAUUAAUAGAGUGAAUUAGAGAAUAAAGUGUUAUUAAUGAACUAAGAGAAUGAAGACUUGAAGUAAGAAUUGAAAAGAUUUUAUGAGAAGGAGGAAAGUGAGAUUAAAAUUAAAUCUUAAAUUGACAGAGUAUAAUUAUGAUUUAAACGUUUAGGUUAGAGAAGAUUUGAUUUCAGUAAGAAAUUAAGAGGUAGAGAAAUUAAAUGAACUAUUUAAAGGUAUUGUAUCACAACAGUUUAUGAAAACAUAAUCUUUUUGUAUCUAAUGA